Engraulis encrasicolus (European anchovy) is the source of this 1289-nucleotide messenger RNA. It is a transcript of the gene fkbp1b, whose product is annotated as FKBP prolyl isomerase 1B. The transcript has 4 exons. NCBI's taxonomy places the organism in Eukaryota, Metazoa, Chordata, Actinopteri, Clupeiformes, Engraulidae. Gene Ontology annotation, molecular function: peptidyl-prolyl cis-trans isomerase activity. The coding region runs from base 108 to 461 and encodes 117 amino acids. Gene Ontology annotation, biological process: protein peptidyl-prolyl isomerization. The record is from RefSeq and is a predicted model, not a curated record. Gene Ontology annotation, cellular component: cytoplasm; sarcoplasmic reticulum membrane.
CAGGCCGCAGCAACAGCAAGAGGCUUCUCGGGUGUUCGAUAUCGUACUGUAGCUGGGGUCCCCGGCCAGAUCGGUACCUUGAGAACUAGCGUAGCCGGCUGUAUUUUAUGGUCAAGGACCAAGGCUUCGACAAAAUGGGUGUGACAGUUGAAACAAUAUCUCCAGGAGAUGGAAGGACCUUUCCAAAGAAGGGACAGACGUGUGUCGUUCAUUACAUAGGGAUGCUUCAGAACGGUAAGAAGUUCGACUCCUCCCGAGACAGAAACAAGCCCUUCAAGUUCAAGAUCGGACGGCAGGAGGUUAUCAAGGGCUGGGAGGAAGGCGUGGCCCAGAUGAGCCUCGGCCAGCGAGCAAAGAUCACCUGCACCCCAGACAUGGCGUACGGCGCCACAGGUCACCCCGGCGUCAUCCCCCCCAACGCCACCCUCAUCUUUGACGUGGAGCUCCUCAAGCUCGAGUGAGCUUCUCCCUCACCGUCUUGUCUUGUUUGUUUUGUUUUGUUUCUCUUGCUUUUUUCCACUUGUUCGUUACUGCCAUUGCAGGGCCAAGGUUGUGGGGGUGAGGGGGGAGGUGGGUAGAGGACAAACAACUUAAGCCCCCAACCAGCCAACACCCCCUAGCCCCUCACCCCUAUCCCAUCCUCACUCCCGCCCCUUCCCAAAAAACAAACAAACAAACACAGAAGCAAAACUAUGUACAAAUCCUCUUCGUUGAUUUGUAGCCUUUUAAAAAUUAGGACACUGCUUUCAUUGCCAACAUCGUCAUAUACUAGGUGCUGCCUAAAUUUUUUACACACCUCAACUGUAGUUUGGCUUCUUUUAUUUAUAAUGUGUUUGGCAAAAAAAAAUCAAUGUUUUUUUUUUCUUUUUCAUGUAUUUGGUUGUGUUUUUUUAAAUUAUAUGCAAAUGAUGCUAACCAGAAGAAUUCUCACCAUGAUCUAUUAAAAACAUCUGUGUACCAUUGCCUUACUAUAUUUGAAGUGAAUGUAGGGUAUGACGCUACAAAACAAUAUUCUGUUUUAUAGGGGGCAUUAACCACCACUCUUUGCAUUGCCACUUUUGAUAAACACUAUGUCCUGCUGAAAGAGUUCCGAUAAUAUUGCUAUCGUUAUCUAUAUAAUGUAUUUUAUAUAUUUAAAUAUAUAUAUAUAUAUCCCACAUCAUACUCCAUAAGUUGCAUACUGAGUUCAUGCCAGGAAGAAAUCCUUUACUGUAAACAUGGACAGUUUUUGGCUAAACGAUGGUUUAUUGAUCAACUCUUAAUAAAGAAAGAUUCUUGGAACUUUGAAA